AUCUGUAAGGCCAAGAAAUUUGGACAAAGCCCUUAUUUAGUGAUGUUCAACACACAAUGACUUGCCAGAAAAACACAUAUUUUAAGAUGAACAGACCAAAAAUAAGGACAUUCUGCGAAAAUCAGACAAUUAAGAGGCACGCAAGGGCUUGGUUUGUCUUUCAGUAAAACUUUAUUUUCACCCCGACAACGGAAGCCUAAUAGCAAAAGCAAAGUGCGUCUGUAAUCUCGCGAGGUGGGUCUUGUCUGCUAGUGGUUUUAGGAUAGAGGGGCAGUAUUGUAGGCUGUUAGCUGAGCUGAAAAAAUGUAUCCAAGCAGGGAAAAACGAGAUGAAGAAUUUGCUAAGGAAACCCUUGCAAAAUGCCUGCUGGCUAAGUGUGAGAUCGAGGCUGCAGUCCUUGACAUCGGCAAGGCUGUGCAACAGGUCAAGGAUAAUGCUGCUGAGGUUAAAGCAGAGAUUCACAGUUGCAUAAGUCGUAACAUGGAGGUUCUGCGGAGUCGGGAAGUUUGGCUGUUAGAACAGAUUGAUCUUCUCCAGCUGCUGAAAGAAGAUGCAAUGCAACAGCAACUGCAGCAGCUUCAGUGGCUGCUGGGACAGCUCGCUUGUCUUAUCCAUCAGCUUCAGCAUCCCCAUGAUGAAAGCCUUGCUAAGCAAGUCACUGCCUGCCUUGAAAGGUUUAGCAACUUAACAUUAAAGCCAGAGGAAUCCUCUGCCUUGAAUUUUGAAGCGGAUGUUUCCACUCUUCGCCGGGCUAUUACCUCAUUUGGCUCCAUCAGAACCAUGGUUCCUGAGCCAGGGUGCAGUACCCCUUGCAUAGUUGAUCUCAGCAGUACAAUCCAGAACUCGUGGCUUUUAAACAGCGGUGCCACUGCUGAACUUGACAAGCCAGUAGCUGGUAGAACACUAGGACAACCAUACACAGAUUGGCUGCUUGGAAAUAAACCAGUUAAUGUGUGCCCAGUUAUGUAUGUGCCUAGCUCCAAUCUCCAAGACUGGUUGCUUAAAAAGGAUAGCAAUGAAUCUUCUCAGGGUUUAAGCAAUGCUAAAUCUUGCAGCUUUAAUUUUGAAAAAGCCUGGGGCCAGCUAAAAGAUCUUGAAAAGUGGCUGCAUCACUCUCGACGCAUGGAAGAGGUUCCUGAAAAAACAAAAAGUUUAAAAAACUGCUCCUUCACGAGCAGUGCUUCUGGCCAUGAAAAGAUGAAGUAUGUGCCCAAGGAUGAAUUUCAGUGGAAAUCUGAAAAGAAGGAAAACCUUUCAGGUUGGCUGUUUACUCCUAACUCCAAACCUGGUGGUAGUAACAUCACCGAAGAGAAGUGGAAAUGUCUGCUAAAGCCUUUCAAAGAGCCCUACACUGUGAGUGAGUGGCUUCAGAAUCCAUCUUGUACCAGUUGCUGUGGUGGUCAGUCAAAAGCUGUUGAGAUAGAAAAUCUGGGGAACCUCAGGUGCCUGACAGAGCACUCGGGAGCAAAGUCCAUCACUGUUCCUAAUCUUGAUACUUGGCUUCACAAGCGCAGUGAUAUACCACUUUGUGUUGAAGAUGUCUGCAAAGCUAAUGAGCCCUGUAGAAAUUUUUCAGAUUGUGUGUGUGAUGAGAGCUGUGAAAAGGAAGCAUUAGAGAAGUGGCUGUUGUGUAAAGAAGGAAAGGAUAAAAAUGGAGUGCCUUUGAAAAAGCUUACACGUGAAGAGAAACAGUCUGUGUCAGACUUGGAGAAGUGGCUUAAUUGCAGCAGCAAUGCACAGCAAAAAGAAAAAAGAUCAGAUUGUCAAAUCUUGAGUCACAUGAAAAUGCUUAGUACCUCUCCCUUGGCAGAUUGGGUUUCACGCACAGAUCAUCCAGUGACCUAUGAGAAUGAGAAAUCCACAAAUAAAGAUUCUGCUUUGCAGAGCACCUCUACAGAUAUUUUAGCCCCGUUUCAUCAACCUUUGAAACUGGAAGAAUGGCUUUCAUCUACAGACAAACGUACAAGUUCAGAAAAAGUAGAACCCUCUCUGGAGGAUAAGUGGCUGCUGCGCAAGAAGGAUCAAUAUGGGUUGGCUAGAACAGUAUGUGAUCUUUUCACAUGUAUGACCCUUAAUGGAAAUGUGGAACAGUGGUUAUACCAGAAACCUUUGCAGUUAUGAAGCAACUUCGAUAAACAGCAAAUUUUUAUCCAAAAUUGAAGAUCUGCAACUUUUGUUAAAGCGCAUCUGAACACACGAUUAUAAUUUGGGAUUUUUCCAUUCUCUUUUGUGAAAUCAAAGGAAAAAGUACCAUCAUCUAAUGAUUUCAAUUUCUCAUGCCCUGUUUAAGCUUUUACUUGCUGCAUUAGUGUACCUUUAAGCAUACAGCAUCUUAUGUUGCAUUGAUUGUAAUCUGAAGUAAGCACUUGAUAAUGUAGUUUUUUCUUCCUGAUUUUUUGAGAUUAUGUAUUGAUAUCCAGUGAGGGCAGUGCUAGUUAAGGCAGGUUUGUAACAUUUUUUCAUGAUCCAUGGGCACUUAAAGGACUUUUCAUUAAGUUCUCAGUUGGAGUUGAAGGUGCUGUGUACAAGUAAUGAAAUUGUUCCCAGCUAACUAGUAUAUUUCAAAAAGACAGUCCAGGGAUCUGCCCUGCCCCCCACCCUACAUACACUCUUGUCUCUUGUAUUAAGCUAUUUAGUGCCAUUGCCACUUAUGUGCUAGAGUCUGAGACACUUUUUUACAUAAUGUCCUGUGAAGUCCACUAAAACCUAGUAUGUCUGGCCCAUAGUUCAUUUUAUGAAUUUUGAGCUGGCUUUUAGUGCCACUGAUUUGUGAAUUUGAGCCAUUGUUGAAAUAGUCCAAUAUUUUCUAAAGUUAAGCUAUCUUGUUACAAGAGCCAUAAUUUGCCCUGAAGGUUUAUAGAGAUGUUAAAUUUGCAGAAUCAGCAAACAUUUUAAUGUUUCAUUAGUUGGACAACCUUGUUUUGACAAGAGGUUUGUUGCUGUUUUUAGUGAAUGUGACUUGACUUAAAUGUUAGCAUGGUUACUGCUGUUUGUUUCAAAUGGAAGAAAAUUUAGCAGUUUCCUUUUUAAAUGAAAUUUUUAAUCUUAUCUUUUCUAAGGUGCAAUAAAGGUGUAGUUCUGUAAAGUACACUAGACUAACUUUUAUUGCUGAUAAAAAAGAAAAAAAAAAUUACUACUGCCGUCAAGAAAACUGCCUGUCUUAUGUCAAAGAAAACUGGCUACUUCAGGAUGCAGCUCACUGAAGUGAACAAAACUCAGUUUAGGGCUCUCAAGAGUAGAGGGUGGGACCUCUUGUUAGCUGCACCUUCUAUUCACAAAGUCCUAAAAUGUAUUCAAAAGAUACAAAAAUGGAGUCCUGGUUUUCCAUAGACUAAGGUUUGGCUGUAGGCCUUAAUGCUCAAUAAUGGGACCAGACAUGAUAUCUUAAGACCCUUUGCAGGUUUAUCAUGCCUUGUGGAGAAAGAGAUAUUUAUAUUAAAGCUAACUAGAACUUAAAACACGUCAUUAAAGAUCAGGUUGGUCAGGGAACUUCAUUAGGUGGAUGAACUUGCCACAAGCUUGCAUUAAUACGAGUUGAACAUUUUGCCGUUGAAACCAGGUUUUUGAAACACAGCAAAGACUUCUGUCCCAAACAGUUUUCAUAGUUUACACUAUGCAAAUGUUUCUGUAUUAGGUGCCAUGUAUUCUUUGUAGGCUGCUGCUAAUAAGUCUCUCAUUAGUCAAGGUGAACAGCUGACCUAAUUAAUGGGAAUAGUACAGUGCAGAGAAAUGUACUUUUAUUUUUUUAUUUUAAGGGAAGAGACGAUUGGAAAUUCAGUCAUAGAAAUGUUUGCACAGCGUGGUUACUGUCUUUCACAUUGUUCAGAAUAUCAGCCUAGGUUUAUUUGCUUUGUACUCCCAAAUUAUUAAAUGUUACCUGUUAAAGUUUAGAAUAGGAGGAUGAAAUAAAUAAAAUGCAUAGUAUAUUCAUCAGGGUUGCAUUUGUACGAGACGGACUUGGCCUGCUUGCUUGGUUCGAAUAUUGACAUAAUGUUUUUCCCGGCCUUUGCAGUAAUUCAUUUGAGAGCUGCAAGUGUUGAUAAAUUUGGGACUUUUUGUGAUUUAGUACUGUACCACUCUACACCCACUCAGUAGUUUUACAUACAAUACAGAGUGAUGAUCUAGAGCCUGUGAACUGGUAAAACCUUUUUCUUUUGUGUAUUUUGGAUAGUGACUGUCAGAAUAUAAUUUAGUAAUUUAUGUACCUUACAAAGCUAAUGAAAUUUUUUUCUGUUGCAUGCAGUUCAUGUAUAACCACAGUAUGUGAAUAGGUUCAGUACAGUGUCCCCUUUAUUAAAAGAAAACUGUUUCGGUUACACUUGUAUCUUGUGGUAAAAUGUCACAAACAAACUCAAAUUCAGAACAUGUGGGGCUUGUAAAUUGUGCAAGAGUUACCAGAGCCUUACCACUUCCCUAUUUGUUUGCAUGUUUUUGGAAGCCAGAUGUGUUCUACUCAUGCAUACAUAUUCUUCUAGCUAGAAUUAUGGAAUUUUGCAUAUUCCACACCGGGGAUGUGGAGGUGCACAUGUUUUCAUCUGUAACCUACUGAUAUUUGUCAGAGCAUCACCCCAGUAGGGCUAUGUCUUUCAGUGCCAAGGGUGGUUUUUUGUAAGGUACUGUGUUGGCAAAUUCUAAGCACUUUGAGUUUUACAGCUCUCUUUUUAUGAUCAGUACUAUGUGGCAUUUGAAGUGGGGAAAUAUGACCUAAUGCAGAUUUUGUAUGUCUGUUGAAAAUUUUACACUCCCAUUGCUGUUUCUUUUUAAUCUGGGCAUCCAAAAUUCUACUUUCUUAUUUGGAAGUAGUUGUGCUCAUCUAAUAAGCUAAUAAAACUCUCAAAAUUGUUAA
Molecule: messenger RNA, 4846 nt
Organism: Protopterus annectens (West African lungfish)
Lineage: Eukaryota; Metazoa; Chordata; Ceratodontiformes; Protopteridae
Gene: NCOA4
Product: nuclear receptor coactivator 4
Exons: 10
Coding region: 304-2121 (605 amino acids)
Biological process (GO): intracellular iron ion homeostasis; response to hormone
Molecular function (GO): transcription coactivator activity
Source: RefSeq, a predicted model, not a curated record